This is a messenger RNA of Pseudophryne corroboree (corroboree frog), 976 nucleotides long. It is a transcript of the gene TMEM154, whose product is annotated as transmembrane protein 154. The transcript has 8 exons. NCBI's taxonomy places the organism in Eukaryota, Metazoa, Chordata, Amphibia, Anura, Myobatrachidae. The coding region runs from base 216 to 797 and encodes 193 amino acids. The record is from RefSeq and is a predicted model, not a curated record.
CGAAGCGGGGCGAGCGGAGCGAGCCCGCGAGGGUACUUUUCGGGUACCCUGUUCGGCCAUAGCUCCUCCCCCUGUUGACGUGUCUCCUCCCCUAGAUGAGAAAAAGUUCACAGAUAAAUUGAAAGGAAACAGGAAAUGUAGAAGCUCCCUUGAGAAAGACUUGCAGACAAUUAAAAGAAAGUAGAGAGGAUCAGAGAUCAGGAUUGGACAGUGAUAUGCAGACAAACAUUUGCAGUCUUUCCUUUGCCGUCUUACUUUCUGCUGGAUUAUUCAAUGAUGGUCCAUUAAUGUUUACAGAUGCGGAAGUUGACCAAUCAGAUACAGAAACACCAACCAUCUCAUUACAUUGGGACAGUACAUACCUUCCUUCUACACCUGAUCCCGACCAAACUCUGUUUCCUACCACAGAGGAGAAUUACAAUGAUACAGAUAUUGAAGUGACUGUACCACCUGAAGUUUCCGAUUUAGAUGUAACCACUAUCCUGACAUAUGCUGCACCAGCCAUCAUAUUGCUCUUGCUAAUACCGCUAAUGAUUUUUAUUGUUAAAAAGAAGAGACGGAAAAAGGAUAAAGAAGAUAUGCCAACAAGUGAGGAUAUUAAAAGUCCUAUAUUUGAAGAGGACACCCCAUCAGUAAUGGAAAUCGAGAUGGAUGAUCUUGACAAAUGGAUGAGCUAUAUGAGGAAAGGAAGCAGUCGGUUGUCUACACUGGAUGAAGAGAAACAUUUCACAGAAAGUGGAGAGUUUGGAUCCCUUGGAACCUUUACAAGUGGACAGCUGAGAUCCCCCUGUGAUUGAAUCCCCAAACUUAAAGGUGCUGAAUCCUGACGGGUGUUCAUAAUGUUUGUUCUUGGUACCCCCACGCUACAACUGGAAAUAUCUCAAGAAGCUUUAUCUCAAAAGUUACAAAUAUAAAGAUUAAUGUUCCCAUGUUUUGUUAUUUUUAAUUUUUAAUAAAGUUUUCACAAGUUGUACAA